GAUGUGAUGUGGUGUGUUGUGUAUGUGUUUUGGAUUUGUGGUCUGCUGGCACUCUAUGAAACUUUUGAAUUAAAUUAAUUACUGGCGUUCCUCCAUUUGGGAAAAUUUCUGUUGAUAGUUAAUUGUGAUUUAUGUUGCGUAUCGACGCUGGGUGCUGCUUUGUUUAUCGUGUAAUUUUUCAAGUUCCUCGUUUCUGCCAUUUCUUUUCAAACGGGAUUUUCAUCAUUUUAAUGUAAUUUAACAACAAAAUCAAUUAGAAGGUUUUAUUUUGAUAAAAUAUUUAAAUUAAAUGUUCAGACAUUACGGGAAACUUAUCAAAUGAUUUUCUCUUAACGGAAAAUAUUGGAAUAUAUAACACUUGAAACAAAUUUUCUGAGUCGGCAAAAUGCAUUCCAUCAUAAUUAUAACUAAACGCUACUGAUCUCUGCCUUCUAUAUUACAUAAAUUCAGUUUCAACAAAAUUAUCCAGUCGAAAUUUCUGAAAAUAUAAAAGGAGGAAGGAAGGGCAUGAUGAAUGCGAACGAUGGAAUGAUACGUCAUGAUGAAAACGCCAUACACAAAACAAUUCUGGUUGGUGACAGCGGUGUUGGCAAGACAUCGUUCCUCGUGCAAUUUGAUCAGAAGAAAUUUCAAUCUGGAUCUUUUGCAGCAACUGUCGGCAUCGGUUUCACAAAUAAAAUUGUUUGCAUCGAUGGGUACAAUGUGAAGUUGCAAAUUUGGGACACAGCCGGCCAAGAACGGUUUCGAAGCAUCACACACGCCUAUUACAGAGACGCCCACGCCCUGUUUUUGCUCUACGAUGUCACGAACAGACUCAGUUUCGACAACAUAAGUGCAUGGCUUGCAGAGAUAAACGAAUACGCACAAGACGAUGUGGUCAUCAUGUUGAUAGGCAACAAAGUGGACAUGACUUCGGAGAGAGCAGUUAGGAAAGAAGAUGGCGAAGCUAUUGCUCAACAAUUCGGAGUUGACUUCAUGGAAACAAGUGCAAAAACGGCUAUCAAUGUUGACCUAGCCUUUGAAACGAUUGCCAGAAAUUUACUAAACAAAAAAACGAGAAGGCAACCACGCGAGGACAAUGUUCAAAUUUCACCGACCACCACAUCUGAUAACCUCGGUCUUAAAGUUCCUUGCUGUAGUUGAUCAUUAGAUUUUAUUUCAUUUAAAUUUAUAACUGUACAAUAUAUGAUAACUCGUUACGUAGGUAUUUUUUGCUGUCGUUGUUUUUUGAAAUACUAGUGUUUAGAUUUAGUAGCUCUGUUUUGUGAUGUGACGAAUUUGAUCAUUACUUGAUCUUUAUUUGGACAGAAUGCUCAAUUUGAUCACAUUUGCAAUAAAACUAUCACCAACAAUUACUCUACUAUAAUAAUUGCUGUGCAACUAUUUAGCUCAUUCAUUUGUCAUUUUUGAUUUAUAUAUUUGCAUUUUCGAAUAAGUUCAUUUGGCUUUUUUAAAAAAUUUACUAUAUUAGAUGGCUUAAUUAUUGAAAUAAACUUGAAAUAUUUA
Helobdella robusta is the source of this 1506-nucleotide messenger RNA. RefSeq lists its product as hypothetical. Bases 508 to 1143 code for a protein of 211 amino acids. The transcript is spliced from 8 exons. Gene Ontology annotation, molecular function: GTPase activity; GTP binding. Lineage: Eukaryota; Metazoa; Annelida; Clitellata; Rhynchobdellida; Glossiphoniidae. Gene Ontology annotation, cellular component: endosome; Golgi apparatus. The record is from RefSeq and is a predicted model, not a curated record.